Brassica oleracea var. oleracea is the source of this 1983-nucleotide messenger RNA. RefSeq names its product F-box/kelch-repeat protein At5g15710. Gene Ontology annotation, molecular function: protein binding. The coding region runs from base 341 to 1645 and encodes 434 amino acids. The transcript has 2 exons. The record is from RefSeq and is a predicted model, not a curated record. NCBI's taxonomy places the organism in Eukaryota, Viridiplantae, Streptophyta, Magnoliopsida, Brassicales, Brassicaceae.
AACUUCAAAUAUAUUACAAAUUAACCCCUUUACUUCUGUUUGUGAUUAACAAGCCCAAAUUUUGUUUCCUUCCUCGGAAUCUGCAGAUGCAGAAUUGAGAAUUGUAUUAGGUCUCUCUCUCUUUCUCUCUCAACGCUGCUCUCGAGAAAACCCAGCUGUCACUGGAUCCCAAAGGACGAACCUUGUUGCAUAAUACAUCUAGAGAUUGCUGGGCUUAUUGUUCUGAGAUCUGAUGCUCUCUACUCGUUCGUUGUUUCACCGAUGAUCUUCCUGAGGAUCUCUAAGUCAUCUAUCUAAAACCGUGUUAAAAAAGCUCAUGUUUUUAGGGUUUGAGAUUUGAAUGGAACGUCUCGGGUUUUGGGGAUUGCUGAUGGGUAGUGUGGAAAAGUCAUCGGAUUCUCGAAAGUUAGUUACUUGCUCGAAGAAUCGAGACGAAGAGAGUAGUAGUAGUAGUUCAGCUUCACCGUUGAAGCGUUCUUUGUCGAGGAACACGAGCCCCUCUAGGCAGAUAGUUGUCAAGACGAAGCCUCGCGGUCUAGAGGAAGAAACAGUAGCUUCGUUUGGUAAACAAGUCGUUGCUGCUGAUGUGCCUAUGGAGGAGAGCAUAUGGGCCAUGCUUCCUGAGGAUCUGCUGAACGAGAUCUUAGCUAGGCUGCCUCCGUUUAUGAUAUUCCGAAUCCGUUCCGUUUGUAAAAAAUGGAACUUGAUUCUUCAGGACAACAGUUUCCUCAAGUUUCACUCGAACGUCUCCUCUCACGGGCCUUGUCUUCUCACGUUUUGGAAGAACUCGCCUCAGGUUCCGCAGUGCUCGGUGUUUAGCUUGCCGCUGAAGACGUGGUACAAAGUUCCCUUCACGUUUUUGCCCUCGUGGGCGUUUUGGUUGGUUGGAUCUUCGGGUGGACUCGUCUGCUUUUCGGGGCUCGAUGGUCUGACUUUCAGGACUUUGGUGUGUAAUCCUCUGAUGCAGAGUUGGAGGGUUCUGCCGAAUAUGCAUUAUAACCAGCAGAGGCAGCUGAUUAUGGUUGUGGACCGUUCUGAAAAAUCGUUUAAAGUCAUAGCCACGAGUGAUAUCUAUGGGGAUAAGUCGCUUCCUACCGAAGUUUAUGAUUCCAAAACUGAUAAAUGGUCUUUGCAUCAGAUAAUGCCUGCGGUGAACUUAUGCUCUUCGAAGAUGGCGUAUUGUGAUUCACGUUUAUAUCUAGAAACUCUUUCCCCUCUUGGUUUGAUGAUGUAUAGGCUUGAUACAGGGCAAUGGGAACACAUUCCAGCUAAGUUCCCGAGAUCUUUGUUGGAUGGUUACUUAGUUGCUGGAACUCAGAAGAGACUGUUUCUUGUGGGAAGGAUUGGUCUCUACAGUACCUUACAAAGCAUGAGGAUAUGGGAGCUUGAUCACACGAAGGUUUCUUGGAUGGAGAUAAGUAGGAUGCCACCAAAGUACUUCCGAGCGCUUUUGAGACUUUCGGCUGAGAGGUUCGAGUGUUUUGGGCAAGAUAAUUUGAUCUGCUUUACGUCGUGGAAUCAAGGGAAAGGUCUUCUGUACAAUGUGGAUAAGAAGAUUUGGUCUUGGAUCUCCGGGUGUGCGCUUCAGUCGUGCAACAGCCAAGUGUGUUUUUAUGAGCCAAGAUUUGAUGCAUCUGUCCAUUGAAUUAUAAUAAUCAUCUGGUUCAACAUCAGUCCUGAGAAUAAUAUAUCAACUUGGCUGCUUAACAAAAGAAGGUUAGAGAUUUUAAGUUGAAAAGCAUUUUGUGUACCUACCUCCAAUGUUGAGAAGACUUUGUCAGCGAUGGUAUGCUACACCACCAAUGAUUAACCACUUCGAGGAGAAAAACUGUAAGCUAAACUUGUUUCCAGCUUUAUGUAUAUUAGCAGUUACUGGAUAUGAAUACUUUCUAUAUAUAUAUCAUUGUCUCAUCCAUAUGGAUUUUCCUUUUCUGCAUCUUGAAUGUAAGUUUCACCUUGCAAAUAAUGAAUGUUCAAGAAUAA